UGGGGGUCUGAAGGGCAUACGCCGCCUGCUCGCGUGGGUGGCAGGCGACCCUCGUCCUCGACCCUCAUCUUUGCUCGAAUCUACUGUUGAUAUAACCGCGUCGGUCCCGUCAGAAGGGGGAAGUUUGUGUCUAGGAUCGUCGACGAGUCCUGGAUGUUGAUUGUCCACCCAAGUUCGACGUGCGACAUCUGUCUGGAUGGCUACAACUGGACGACUCCGGCAAAUGCGCCUCACGCGAUAGCCUGUGGCCAUGUCUUCUGUCUGCGGUGUCUCCGGCUGUUGAGCCCAAGCACAUGUCCUCUCUGCCGCAAAGCCUUCCAGCCUGAUCGUAUCAAAAAGCUCCAUGUUGACCGUCUGGCGACAGGCAACGACGACGACGAUCGGACACAGGCAGAAGAAUUUGAGCUGAUCCAGCAUGUGGCCCUGUUCUUCGGUGAGAAUACCCCGGAUGAGGAUGUCAAUACCGUAUUGGGCGAAGUCCACGAUUGGCUUGCUCUUCAAGGAGACAACCCAAGCUCCCAUCGGGCAUUGCGCUCUGCUGUUGCUGCGCUACAUAAAUACAAAUCUCUUCAACAAGAGAGUCGCGUGGACAAGCAAGCAAUCCGGGAUCUCAUGGAGCAGUACGACAGGAAGAUGCGUAUUAAGGACCAAGAUAUCAAGACCUCCCGUGCCAUCGAAGAGAACUUGCUGGAGGAGAUACAUACGAUAGACGACAAGUGGCGCAGUCAGGUAGAGCGCCUCGAAGCUGAGGCCGCCACUUUGCGGUCUACGCAGCCCAGAGCGCUAUUUGGGUCUUCGGAGUCGUUGAAUCUGUCGCGCGCAGACCGUUCACAGACUCCGAACGCGUCCUCUCCUACACAAGAAGCCUUCACGUCACAGGGGAUCUCAACUCAACUGCAAGGACCGUCAGACAUAUCUAGAUCUCAAAGCCAAUCGUACCCUUACUUCCCGCCAUCGGACAUGUCACGAGCGCAUAACGUAUCAAACCCUUUUCCUGCUCCUCCCGACAUGUCGAGAAUGCGGAAUCUAUCCAAUCCACUCCCCGAACCCCCAAGGCCCGUUUCCCCGGAGCGUCUUGCCUCACUGAGCCGCUCACCCGUCGUGGCUGGCAGCUCGGACAAUCGCAGGACGGCGUCGAAGUCCAGCAGUAGGAUCAGCAUCGCUCAAACUAUCUCCGAUUCGCAGUCUUCAUUCACUGGCCGGUCCCGCUUCGAAGACCCACACACACGGCGAGACCGAACCUUGCGUUCCCCCGUGCUGGUCCCUGGAGCGCCAUCGAUGCGGAAAGUAGUACCACCGCGUCCUGCACCACCGGAGACCCCCAUGAUUACUCCGGGACGGACGUGGAAUCCCCUCCAGAGCCCUGCUCCUCGCGUACCUCCUCCGGAAGCUAGCCCUUCGAAUGGCAGCGUUCAUAUGCGACAGGAGCACGAUGAACAGGGCCGAACGGUAUACUACCAGUACGGCUGGAUACCUGACAGGGGGUAUGCCUGGUUUCAGGUGCCGCAUUCCUCACCCUCGCAGGCGUCUGUGCGUUCGAACGGUACUGCGGGUCCCUCGCAUGCGGCCGCCGCUACGUCUACUACGUCGGGAACGAACGCUAGGGGACGCUCCAUCUACGAACAGCCAAUUAUAGAGGACAACUCGAGACCAGAAGCCGGAUCACCUAGUCCUCGCCCGCACCGUGAUCGCGUACCAUCCAGUCGAUCCUCCCGCAGGCAAGCUUCGUCGACGGCUAUCGAAUCGGAACAGCCUGAGCCGGCCCCCGCGCAGCAUUCUCAAACUAGUACCCGCUCCAGUGCAAGUCUCAGCGGUAUGGCGCUGUUGAAUGUGCCUCCGCUCUCUUCAGGCACCGUUUCGAGUGCUGCAGAUCGUCAAGAUAUCAUGAACAUUCUCGGCGUGAACACGCCGCAAAUGAACCACGCGCAGGUCUCGCCUGCUACGACAUGGGGGACCGUCCACUCGUCGCAGGUCCCAUCGCGCGCGUCCAACAACCCGUCGCACAACCCAAGCGUCAGCGACCUCGGGCUGGUGGGCCUGCCAGAGCCAGCCACGCUGGUCGGGUCGUCCGAUGAGGGCUCGCAGUCAGAUAGCUCCGUGGGAGACGACUCCGACUCCAUCGAUCGUGACGAGUUCAUGACCCCGAGGAGCAGACCCUUAUCAUACGGUCGCUCGGUAGCUUCGCCGGAACAUAUCCAGCCAGCCCAAACCACACAAGGCAUGGGCAUCUUGCUCGAUGCAGGCAGACAGCCCGCGAGUCAGAUCAUUGGAGGGCCGCAGGAACUACAGGUGGUGACGGAGUCGCUGAUGCGGCUCGUUGACGAGGGUCAGGGCCAAGGCUCGCGUGGGCACUACCACCGCUCUGAGAGGUUCGCAUCCACGCCCAAUCCCCGAGACCCGCCCGAGGCGAUCCUGGGUGCACGCACGGGUGUCCCACUCUACAGCUCGCGCCCCCAGUCAAUCCGACCUGACGUCGCCAACGGUUUGUCUUCCCGGUCUCAUAGCGGGUCAGCGCAUCGCCUCGACCGGGAGUACAUGAGUGACUCUGAGCACGCGCACAACCGUGCCGCUCAUGCUCAUCACCAUUCACAGUCUCGCCACAGAUCGAGCCGCCGACAGUCAUCAUUGUCUGGUGAAGCGGUCAUCCCCCCUCCACCCGUCACGGCUCCUAGCACUUAUCAGCGCCAACCAUCUGCUCCCUCCCGCGUCUCUGAACGCGAGCCAAGGUCUGCUCAUUUCGAAUCGCCCGCGUAUGCCAGUGCGCCCCGCGAACACCGGACCCACUCCUCGGCCCCAGCAUCCGCAACAGACGCGAAUGCCUCCCAGUAUUCCCUGACCUCCCUCAGCGGAUCCAACGGAGGGUUGCUGCUGUCCUUCACGCCCGUUGCUGGGGGCAGCUCGUCCGCGGUCAGCAUCACAGGCCAGGAAUCCGGCAUUCGCGCGCCUGCACCCCGACCGAUCAGCAGCCGACAGAGUAGCCUGCUGGGCGGGCCCUGGAACGCCAGGAGCGGGAGGUAACGAACACCCUCAAC
This is a messenger RNA of Rhodofomes roseus, 3032 nucleotides long. RefSeq lists its product as uncharacterized. NCBI's taxonomy places the organism in Eukaryota, Fungi, Basidiomycota, Agaricomycetes, Polyporales, Fomitopsidaceae. The record is from RefSeq and is a predicted model, not a curated record. The coding region runs from base 154 to 3018 and encodes 954 amino acids. The transcript is spliced from 5 exons.